Messenger RNA from Branchiostoma belcheri (Belcher's lancelet), 14908 nucleotides. RefSeq names its product E3 ubiquitin-protein ligase MYCBP2-like. The transcript is spliced from 84 exons. The coding region runs from base 173 to 14908 and encodes 4911 amino acids. Gene Ontology annotation, cellular component: nucleus. The record is from RefSeq and is a predicted model, not a curated record. NCBI's taxonomy places the organism in Eukaryota, Metazoa, Chordata, Leptocardii, Amphioxiformes, Branchiostomatidae.
AUGGCACCAAGAUGGCGGCGGCCUUAAGGCGGAGGAAGUCGCUCGCUCGCUAGCCGAGCGGAAUUGUUACCGUGAAAAACGCGGCGAAUUGAGCGGGGAUUUCUGGCGAAACAGCGCGGGUAGGCCGGCUAGUUCUUCCAGCGGACGGGUGGACACGGCAGCGAUCGGCGGCAUGGCUGCGGCGGUGGUCCCGUCGGUUGCCGCGGCGGUGGGGUCCUCCCGAACCCAGCCCGAAGUGUUGUUGAGCGGAGCGGCGCUGGGCGGCCGCUUCCAUCGACUGUUCGCCAGCCCGGCCGGUCUGCACGACUCCGUACCCGCAAGAGCCAGCCCUACCAAGAAGAAGACAAGGAGGAAAGCCAAGGCCAAGGCCAAGGAGAAGACAAAGGGAGGAACUUCCAGCAGUAGUAAUGGCAACGAGUCGGCUCCUUUCCAAGUCCCGACGAUCGAGCUCCCGGGGAACGCGUCGGCGUUCAGCGUGUACGCUCACAUCCGGCAGGCCGUGCUGGACAGACAGACGCGGGAGACCGCCAGGAUUUUAGCCACCCUGACCGGCGACAAGCGGGCCGCGGACUCCGACUCCGAAGACGAGACCGAGGAUCAAGUCAAGGAGGUCAUCCCCAAACUACCCCGGAUUGUAGGCAUAGGACUGUGCGGGGUGUUCGAGCUGAUCCGGGAGACGCGCCUGUCCCACCCGGCACUGUGUGCGCGCGCUCUGCAGGCACUGCUGGACAUGCUGCAAGGACAGCAGCCAGAGGGGCUUCGCAGUGAACCAGCAGAUGUCAUAGAUUCCCUGUUCCAGUUGUUGAUCGACCUGGUGAACAACUCAGGUGCUGAGACGAGCCCGACCUCGGACUGCACGUCCCUCGCCGCCCUGGCCUGCUCCUGUCUGCUCAGCCUGGUGGUUGCCAGGGGCGACACGGGGAAACUGCUGAACGCCGUGGCGGCGCUGUUAAUCAGCCCGGGGAGCCAGUCAGCGCAGGCCGUCAAGGUCCCCUCUAUCCUAUCCUCCCUGCAGAGGAGUGUUGUGGCAGUUCUGCUGGGCAAACCUCACCAGCCCAGCUGGCUCUCCUGCGGCAUCACUAAGGAGUCGCUCGUGGACACAUGGAAACUAGAGAACUUAGAAAAAGUUGCCAGAGAGUUUGAGGAGAGCAGGUCUUCCUACAGUGCAAUACAGAGUGAUGGACACUAUCUGUACAUACACUGUCUGUCGGGGUUGUACAAAAUUGGGUCUGGGUACAGUGGGACAAUCAAGGGUCAUGUGUAUGCUGCCAACCCAGCAUUCCAUACAAAGGAGAAAGGCUGGCUGGGAUAUGCUAAGGGCCAGCUGUUCUUCAGGAGUAGAUGUCAUGCUGCUAAUUCGCUGGUGCUCGUCAACACAGAAACACUGGAGGAACAGCACGCCGUGGAACUGGAAGAUACCAGAAGAGGCUGCAAAGUGUUUUUCACCGAUGGAGAGAACAUUGGGCAGAUUGUUGCAGAUAGAGAAGAUAGUUUCCUGGUCCGGUUCUAUAACCCGCUGGCCUCGCCCAUGCCGGUCACACACGAGUUACCGCUCAGGCUGGCCAGGAAGUGCCUGGAUCUGUGCGGCUGGGCUAACUUCGACCAAAACCAGGAGCUACACACCACAUCUUUAGGUGUUGAUGAGGAGGUUGUGUCGGUGACAAGUGGAAAGGACAUUGCAAUAAUCAGAACCACAUCAGGGAAGCUGCUGUACACGGGUAAGUCGCAGCAGCUGGGCAUUAAGCAGGGCGGGCCAGCCCUGGGGAAGUGGGCGGAGCUACCCAUCACCAAGUCUCCCCGGGUGGUGCAGUGCUCCAUGGGGCACGACGGCGUGCACGGCCUGCUGGUGGCCGACGACGGCAGCGUCUUCUUCUGCGGCACGGCUAGGAGGGGAGAGGACGGGGACCAAGUGAAGCGAGCUCGUCAGCCGAAGCCAUCGAAGCCGAAGAAGAUGAUAAAACUUGAGGGGAGGCACGUUGUGUGGAGCGCCUGUAACGUGGGCAGCAGUGCCGUGGUCACUAAGGAGGGGGAGCUGUACAUGUUCGGCAAGGAUACAGCGUAUGCAGACACCACCACAGGUCUGAUCUCUGACCUGAAAGAUGAGGCAGUAACCCAGGUGUCGCUGGGUAAGGCCCACGCCUGUGUGCUGACUGUGAAGGGGGAGGUGUUCACGUUCGGAGUGAACAACAAGGGACAGUGUGGCAGGGACUUUACGCCUCAGCAGAAGGAAGGAGCGUCGGCCGGAGCGAUGGCGGUGGGCGCAGAAGACGACCACGACGAGGACGUUACAGAGGAGGCGAGCGACCCGAGCCUGUGCGCGCCCGGAACACAUGUCUGGAAGAUGGAGAGGUGCAUGGUGUGUACGGUGUGCGGGGAGUGUACCGGGUACGGAGCCAGCUGUGUCAGCAGUGGUAUGCCAGGCAGGAACCCUGGAACGGCGUGUGGCUGUGGGUCAGGAGACUCUGGCUGCAGUGAGUGUGGCAUCUGUAAGUCGUGCGCAGGUGAGGACAGUCCCGACAGACGGGCCCAGAUGAAGGAGCUCGACCAGUACAAGAAGUUAUUGCCCGGCUGUGUCGAUGUGUUGAUAGGUCGAUUACAAAAGACUGCAGACCAGAAGAAAGACAAAGUAGUCAAGAAACUACUGAAACCCACCAGCAAUGUAAAGGCAAAAGCUGGUGAUGGUUACGCGAGUGAUGACAGGGACCAAGAGAGAGACCCGGGUAAGCUGGCCAUGUCGGCACCAGGGCAGGUGAAGCUGGGGGCCAGGGAGGUGCCUGCCACUGCUGUGGUCUGUGGGCUGCAGCAUACAGUUGUUUUGCUGCAGAAUGGUGAAGUUUACACCUUUGGUAACAACCAGAUGGGACAGCUAGGGUGCAAGGACAGCCACAACAGGGGUCUUCCUGUCAGAGUGGAGCUUCCAGAGAGAGCAGUUCAGGUGGCAGCCGGGAGUAACCACACCGUCAUCCUCACAUCUCAGGGCAACGUCUACACUUUCGGGGCUUUUGCAAAGGGGCAACUGGGGAGGGAGCUUGGGUCAUGGCAGGCGGGGAACACGGAGCCUGGCCUGGUGACGGGGGUGGGGGCCAAGUUCGGCCGCCGGGCCACGUGGGUGGGGGCAUCCGGGGACCAGACCUUCAUCAAAAUCGACGAGUCACUCAUCAAUGCAAGAACACUAGCUGACGCCACGCUGUUUGCCGACCAGAAGUGCAUAGGUGUGGUGGUAGAUCUGGAAGGUGACGGGCCAGCUGUGCCAGGCCGAUCCCUCUUCAUCAGUAAAGCUGAUGGCACGUGCAAAAGAAGGACACCUGUUUUCUGCAGCUUCUCAGGUGGCAACCAGGCAGACCUCACCGACAGCUGCUUGUGCCUUGAUCCCAUGCAUGGAGUUCUAUGGAGAUACCAGCCCAACACGUACGUGGUGUCGUGUUACAACGCCACGGCCGGGGAAGUGCGAGAUUUCCCGCCUCAGGAGUCGGACAGAACGGGAACCUGUAACCUCCUCAGCCCCGAGCUCGUCCUGCCAACAGUCCCUGUUGCCAUGACAACGAGGUCUCACAGCGCGCUGCACCUCCUCGGUUGCCUGGAUACGCUGACGGUGUGUCAGGACUUCGGCUUCGCGGUGACGGAGCAGGCCCAGGACGUGCACAGUGUGGCCAGGAUAUUCUCCAAGGAGGAUUACAACGCCGUCAACAGAUUCGAUAGUCAUGGAGGAGGCUGGGGUUACUCGGUUCACUCUGUCGAGGCCGUCAGGUUCACUGCCGACGCUGACAUCAUCCUCGGGGGCUUUGGCCUGUUCGGAGGCAGGGGAGAGUACACAGCAAAGAUCAAGCUGUUUGACCUUGGAACAGAAGGAGGAGAACAUGAAGGUGACGGUGACCUUCUGUGUGAAACUGACGACAUGACCUACGAGUGUGGAUCCAGGGAGAAGUAUGCCAUUCUGUUUGAGGAGCCCAUCUUACUGACUGCUAACAACUGGUAUGUGGGGUGGGCCAGGGUGUCUGGACCCAGCUCUGACUGUGGGGCCAGUGGACAGACCAUGGUCACUACAGACGACCAGGUGGUUUUCCAGUUCAAGAGUUCCAGAAAGUCCAAUAACGGGACAGACGUGAACGCCGGCCAAAUUCCACAACUGCUGUACAGACUUCCAACCCUGGAUUCCAACUGCAGUAAUGGAGUGAAGUGCCAGAUGGAGCCUGUGCACAUCCUUUCCAGGGAUUUCUCCAGAUCUGUUUCACCUAGCUGUUUUGAGUCUCUGCUAGACCUUCUGAGGUGGAGUUGGGCGACCUUCAAACUUGGCGUAGAAGAGCUGCAGGGGUUAAAGGGCGUGCACUUCACGGCGGCUCUACUUGACCUGGACAGACUGGUGUUCGUCAGUACGGCCUGCAUGAGGCUACUCAGGAGGUACAUCAGCGAGGUCUAUCCCAAUGGACCCCUCAGCAAAAAGACCCCACCGGAGUCCGCCAGGCUCUCGGAGUGUGUCGGGGAAACUCGCGCCGUGCUCCGCAAGAUCCUGUGCGAAGAGAACAUGUUCCACCUGCCGCAGCCCUCCCCGUCCCACACGCCCUCCCGGCGCGAGUCCUCGCACGACUCGUGCAAGCGGCUGGUGAACCGGGUCCUCGAGGAGUGCCACCACACCUUCACCUGCUGCUUCCACGCCUUCUACCCCACCUCCAGCCUGAAGUGGGUCUGCCUGUGCGACCUGCUGGGCCUGUUGGAACCGGGUUCAGAGCAGAACGAGGGAAUCGGUCGGCUGCUGUCAGCGGUGAUGGCGGCGCUGUGCCACCCGACGGUGAAGCUGACGUCGCUGCUGCCCAUCCUGAAGGAGUCGGAGUCGGACCCGCAGCUGCCCUCCACCGCGAACAGUCCUGACGAGAACAACUCCAACAGCAGCCCCACCACACCCGUAACCAGGGACAACGUCAGGUUCCCCAUCCUGGUGCAACACAUGGAGCACAGGUCACAGUUGGAGGGUGCUGGAACCGGACACUGCACCUUUAAGGAGGUUCUGGACAAGCUGCUGGCGAUCGUGGUUGUUCCAGUCAGGAUACAGCUCAGUGGGGAGGAGGUGAACUACUCGGACGCGUUGGUGUGUAACACCUGUGCCCUGCUGGCUGCCAUUGUUGGAGAACUGGCUACUGCUGCAACUGGCUCAGAGAACGAGAUCCAGCGGUCGACGAUGCCCGUUUCAUGCACGCCGUCGCGGUUUGCGCGGGUGAGCCAGGGGAAGAGCUGGAACACGGGAAACGCAUUAACCAUUAAUGAGAUCCAGCGUUCGACGAUGCCUGUUUCGUGCACGCCGUCGCGGUUUGCGCGGGUGAGCCAGGGGAAGAGCUGGAACACAGGAAACGGUUCGCCGGACGCCGUCUGCUUCAGCGUAGACAAGCCGGGCGUGGUGGUGGUCGGCGCCAUGCUGUACGGGGGAGGGGGGCAGCACGACUACGAACUCGAGCUGCUCGAUUCUAGUGAGAGUGACAUCGGUGAUGGUUCCCACACCCAGCGCUGGACGACCUUGGAGCUGGUCAAGGGCACGUACUACCCGGAGGACUGUGUGAACGAUGCCGCCGAGGUCAAGUUCGAACGACCCGUCCCCAUCAAGGAGGGUGUGAAGUACGCUGUGAGGGUGAGAAAUCAUGGCGGCAGGACGGCAAAUGGAGACGGCGGGCUGCCCACGGUCAGGAGUCCGGACGGCGUCACCUUUACCUUCAGCUCCUGUUCCCUCAGCAGCAACGGGACCAAUCAGACCAGAGGACAGAUCCCCAACAUUCUCUACUACAGAACUCCCCAGGAAGGCGAGGCCCAUGCAGCCCAAAGCAGCCGCCUGAUGGCCGAGUCCCACUCCAGGAGAACUGUGCUGUCUGUGGCCACAGCAGUCCUCAAGUCUGCCACAGACAUCCUCAGGAGGGCUCUAGUCACACCUGAAAUGGAGGUGAUGGAAGUGCUUGGCUCUGCCCACAUCCUGUCAUCCCUGCUGCCACUGCUACUGGCAAACCUGGGUCCUGUGGCGUCUUCAGAUCCAAGGACGUCAGUCCAGGUGCUGUCCCUGGUGCAGGAUGUCCUGCCUGCCGUAGCCUCCCUCAACCAGAGGUACGCCCCGCCCCCUCCCGUCCUCAACCAGUCAGCUCAGUCCAUCGAGGCUACCUUGCUGGAGGGGAGCACCAACACCACGUCUGCACACUACGCCAUGGUGGAGAGUGAGCAUCCAUACAAGCCUGCGACUGUUGCACACUACAAGAUCUGCUUCCCCAGCAGUGUGAAGUGGAUGGCAGUAGAGUUUGACCCCCAGUGCGGGACAGCCCAGCCCGAGGACAGCCUUCAGCUGUACAUCCCCGGCAGGCACUUCAGGAAGGGCGCCGUCUGGGAGGACAGCCCGCAGGCCAGCGGCUGGUGGCCUGUGCUGAAGAAAUUCCACGGCGUCGACACCUGGCCAAACGGGGCGGUCGUUCUUCCAGGAAAUGAAGUUGCCUUCUCCCUGGAGACAGCCUCAGACUACAUGAAGGAUGAGAAGCUGUGUUUCUAUGGCUUCAAGUGUUCUGUGGUCGGGUACGAGUGGUGCUCAACAACGGAAGAGGUACUUGUGCAGCUGGAGAAGGAGCUGUCUUACCUGGGUGCCAUGUGCGCCACAAUGCUGAUGAGGAAGGAUCUGCAGCUUCCUGCUGUGUCCAGUACUGAGGCUGAGGAAGACAUGGACUCACUGGAGGAAGGGGCACAGCUGGUGUUUGAUGCGCACUCGACCCUGUUGGGGAAGGGUUUUGCGCUGGUGUGCCCCCCCACGGUGCACCAGGCGCUAGAGGGGACCCUGCUGCUCAGCACUCAGUCCAACGAACGCGCCUUCCUCAAGGACUUCAUCGUCUGCACACCCGGGACCAGCGGGGGGAGGUUCGCAAGAUGGCUGCAGCCUGACUCCUAUGUGGAUGCCAAGCUGACGGAGGUGGUGUUCAGUAAGGACGAGCUGAAGUGUAACUGGCCCACCAUGAUCGUCAUUCGCACCUUGGACCAGUAUGGCGACCCCGUCAACGUGCCAAGUCUAAAGGUUGAAGCCCGUGCGGCACCCCUGGGUAGGAACGGUGUGGACAGGAAGGUUCGCAGGACCGUGGUGGCGGAAGGGAAGUGGUUCGGCGGGGUCGACGCCCCCAAACUGGACGUGUCGUACGAGGCAACUGUACUGAAGGACAACAUGUCGUAUGUGGCCAUCACUAUGAUGAAGGCUUAUGAGGACUACUCCUUUGAAGAGUUGAGGUUUGCCUCCCCUCCAGUUAGAAGACCGAGUGAGAACAUGUUGGUGCGAGCGAACAAUGACGGCACGUACAGCGCCAACUGGACCCCCACCAUGAGCGGAUGGUACACUCUGCACAUCACUGUGGAUGGACAGGAAAUAGGAGAGGUGCAUGAGCUUGAAGUUGGAGAGCCACCGCAAGGUGUAACUCCUCCGUCUUUGGCUAACCAUGCCAGACCUCACCAACCAAGCAAGGUGCGCAAGUUUGUAACCCAACAGAGCAAAGGCCUGCGGGUUAGGAGCACACCCUCACUGCAGAGCGAACAGAUCGGAGCCGUGGCACCGAACGGCACCAUCACAUUCAUUGACGAGGUCCACAAUACUGACGGGGUUUGGCUGAGGUUGGACUAUGCCUCGCUGAAGCAGUGGUGCCCGGCUAACGGGAACAGUGAGGCCUGGUGCCUGGCUUUCAACCAGCAUCUGGGCAAGAACUUGCUUGUGCCUGUUGAGGAGCCCAAGUCCAUCAUAGACGAGAUCAUCAAGGAGCGGAUCGCGCGGAAACUUCCCGAGCUGAUGGAGAAGGUGCGGGGCCGCAAGGGUGGGCCAGGCAUGUACCAAGUGGUGAAGUGUGGGGCCUCGGGCCACAAUGUCAGGUGCAGGCCCAGCCUGAGGGCCACUCCUGUGGGCAUGCUGGUGCUCGGUAACCAGCUCACGGCGACAGAAGAGACAAGUAACUCUGACGGUACUUGGGUGCGUCUGUCGAAGCACAGUACGCAGCAGUACUGCGAGAGUGACGAGGGCGAAGCCUGGUCGCUGGCGCGCGGGAAAAACGACAUCACCUACCUCAAGCACGAGUCGGAGCUCAGCAGCGAACGGGAGGACAGCCUGGCGCUCUUCUCUCCCUCACCCUUCUCCUCACCCUUCGGUUCCGGCCCCACCACGCCGUCUGCGAAGGGGUUCGACUUCAGGGGGGCCGACGUCACUCCUCCCAACUUCUGGUUCAGCCAGCCUACUGACAAUGCUGCAGCAGCUGCAGCCUCCCCAUCUGUGUUUGGUCCUGACCCAAAGCUGGAGGUGUUGGACAUGUACGGUAACACGGCAGGCGCCGGGAUCCCCCUGGCUCAGGCUGACAACAUCGUGCCUGCCUUCCCGCCAGACCCGUUUGUGUUCGGGGCUGCUGUGGAUGUUACAGGUACCCCCAACUUCUACUUUUCAUCAGUGCCCCCCACCAAGGAGAGGAAGCCCUCCCCCACACGAGACGGACUUCCGCUCAAGAACAAACAGGGAGACAACGUCGAGGAAAGGAGACCCAACCAGGGCAUGAAGAGGGAGGGCGGUUCUUCCGAUUCAGAGAAGGAGAACACUGUACCAUCCUGUAGCAAGGAGAAGGGGGACGUCAUUGUGGAAUUGAAGGAAACAGUGCCAGAAGUCAGUAAACCGGAGCCAGAGAAAAAACCUAGUAGGACUAGAAACUCCGGGAUACCCAUCCCGAGGAAGGGAGCAUCCCCUCCCAGGACAAAGUCUGGCUCGCCCUCUGAUUCCCCGAAAAGUAGACCCAGCUCCCCACUAGUGAAGUCCGAAUCCUCUUCCCCGAGGCUACAGAGGAAAGACAGGCAUAGAGCGGACUCGGAUUCGUCCAAGUCGCACGCAAGCGACGCAGAUUCGAAGAGAGCAGUUUCGCCAAAGUCUCGGCCGGAACUGCCGCCGAAACCGGACCUCAGGAAGACCCGGGCGGAGGGACCCAAACACGGGAUCAUCAGCUCGCUCAAGUCCGACGCCACCACCAGGAGCCGGUCCGAAUCGCCCGUCGGGAAAAUCCACCGCGAGGUCACUGUGGAGCUGAGGAGUCGCUCGAAAUCUCCCCGCGGCCGAUCCGGAUCGUCGGAUCAUCAGAAAUCCCACACAGACUCUUCCUCUCCCCCCGUCAGGACUGGUUCGUUAAAGGGGAAGACAGAUUUGCCCAGGAGUAGGAUAGAAGCCGUGAAGGCAAAAGCGGAAGCUCCGAUCAUUAGCACAGGUCCUCUGAGGAAAACAGAGGCAUCGUCGACCGUGAUAGAUAGCAGACAUGAGGAGGUUCAUGCCAGUGUAAAACAGGAGACGAAACUGUCCAGGAGAACGCACUGUAUGGUGCACGAGGUGGCGAAGGGAACGGAGUGCACAGUUCAUGUGUCGAGAAUUCCAUCUCCGAGAUCCAGCCUUAUCAUUCCCAAUAAGGAAAGGGUGCUUUCUCUGGAGGACUCCACAAGGCAGUCCAACGGAGAAUCGCUAACCACUACUACUGUUAACACUUGCACACCGGACACCCACGCUACGAAAACCGUAGAAACAGCCGAGCAUAACGCAAAGCCUGCGAAUGACGUCAUCGUUCUCACAAAGGAGAACAACGCUGUUCUGGAAAACGGACACCCUCCCAGUGGAGCAGAUGGCAUGGACGAGGCUGUUCGAUCUGCCAGCGUCACCCCCCCACCACCGCCCAUGAGUUCCUCUCCGCCUGCGACCAGGAAAGCAACCCCCCCUCCGAACGAUUCCGUCAAAGAACACGUCAAGGGACAGUUCACUAUAGGCAUGGCGGGAGCAAGGGAGGAGACAGAAAGAGUAUCCCCGAAACUGGGAAGGAAAGAAAGGACGGUACGACACCUUCGGAAUAAGCGAGACCGAGCCAUGUCACCGGUCCCCAAGGAAAAACCUUCUGUGGAGAUACCACCCAGUGCGAAACCCAAGCUGUCCCUCUCUCGCAAGCCGGUCAAAGACGCGAUCUCUCCGUCCGUUGCGGAGUGCAUGAGGGCCGUGUUCGCUGCAUUCCUGUGGCACGAGGGCAUCGUGCAUGACGCCAUGGCCUGCGCCUCCUUCCUUAAGUUCCACCCUAACCUCACGAAAGAAGCGAGCUCCGGUCAGAACACCAAGGAGCAGGCGGCAGCGGAGAUGGAAGACUUCAGGGACCCCAGGUUGAAAAACAGGCAUUCCAUGGAGCUGACCUCAGCGUUGAAGAAGCUCGCAGAAAGAGAGGCUCCCUCGAACAUCAACGCGUUAGUCAAUCCUGAACCGUCCCCCAAGAGAGUGGCUGGCAAGGCCACUGACUCGAGGGGGGUGUCGCCGAGCAAGGUGGCAAAGAGUUCGGAAACGAAGAAGGAGCCACAGCUUCCGCUGACUCUGCAGCACCUGGUUUCGUUCUGGGAGGAGGUGUCGGCUUUCGUUCUCAACAUGGCGACGCAGCAGGUGAUCCUACCCUCCCCAGCCGAGCUGGUAAAGAACAAGAAGGAACGAAAGGAGAGGGAGAAGAAGAAGAAGAAAGACAAGUGGCCUCAGCAGCAGGGGAAGCAGCAGCAGCAACAGCAGCAGCAGGGGAGGGGGAAUCUGUUCGGCGAGGCAGCGGGGGCACCGUUCGUGGCAGGAGGGGAGAAAGACGCAGCGUGCGAGCUGUGCGGGGGCACGUUCCCCCACCCGGUGACGUACCACAUGAAGCAGGCUCACCCGGGCUGCGGGAAGCACGCGGCCGGGAUGGGGUACAACAGCGGCGGGAACUACUGCGGCGGGUGGGCCGGAAACUGCGGGGACGGGGGCGUUGGGGGCAGCAGCUGGUACCUCAUGUGCGAGAAGUGCCGCGACAAGUACCUCAAGGAGAAGAAGGCUGCCCAGAAAGAGAAGGUGAAGAAGGCCAAGAAGCGAGUCAUUCCGCUCAAGCCACCGAGGACGCUCACUCCCAUGGAGGCCCACAACAUCAUGAAGAACAACGCCCUGUUUCUGUUGAACUUUGGCAGCGCGAUGGGCCCGCACAUCCCGGCGCAGAGCCCCGUGUCCAGGAGGCAGCUCCUCAGGCACGAGCUCCCGGUGGUCUCCGAGGGGGACCUGGACCACGCCCACUUCCCCUCCGUCCCCUUCCUCUACCUACAGCAAAUCGCCGCACAGCAGGGUCACGACCUCUGUCCCAUGUCUUUCAACGACAACCUCUUCCGAGACGCCGCGUCAGAGAACCGCUUCCGCUCGGACUCGUUCGGAACGCACCCCCAGCGGACGAUCUCGAUCACCCCGGACACCAGCCCGCACAAGGAAGAGGACCUGAUGUUUGCCGGGCCCAUGAGCGUCGAUUCCAGCCCCGUGGGGGAGGGCCUGAGCCCCAGGGUGCCCUUCCAGCGGUCUAUAUCUAUGCAAGGAACCAUGCCUUCUUCGGAGGUGGAGAUGGUGGAUAGUAGUGGGAUGGGGAGCCUGAAGCUGCGUUCGUCACGCAGGAGAACUGUCAGUGGAAAUUCAGAGAGUGGAUCAUCGCUCCUACGCCACCCCUCCUCCCAGCUGGCCCGACUGGUGGAGAGCAGGGUCAAACAGCGCGACCUUCGUGACAAGGCCCGCCAGUGGCCCGUCAUCGCCUUCAUCAUUCAGCGACACGACCUCGAGGGGUUAGAGGUCGCCAUGAGGCAGUCCCUACGCAAGGCGGCCUGCAGGGUCCAUGCUAUGGAGGCCCUGAACUGGUUACUGCGUAGUGUGACCCAGCCCACCUGCCUGCACGACCUGCUGUGGUUCUUCGUGGCAUCGCUGACCCCACCUGUCAUCGAGGCCGAGACAGAAGAAGAGCCAGAGGAGAAGAAGAGAAAGAAGGAGGCAGACGUGCCCGCAGACCAGAAACCUCUGGCUGAGGAAGUUGUGCCCAGGAGGGCGCUGGAGAAUAGGCGCCUGCUCAAGAUCGAGGACCGAGAGACGACGGUGAGCGACCAUCCCCUGUCCGACAUCACCGUGGCAGGCGAGGCCGUGUACCCGCUGCCCCAGGCCUUCCACCACCUCCUGCAGACCAUCUCGGACAUCAUGAUGGUUCUGCCCAACGGCUCAGCGCUGCAGCAGAUCGCCAUGCGCUGCUACUGUCUGCGGUUCCGGCCUGCGGAUCACAUGUUUCUGCACCGCAGCCAUGUCUUCAACAACAUCAGCCAGAUCCUCUCCAAGUCAGACGAGGGGGACGGGGACGAGACCAUCAGCACCAGCUCUGCUUCCAUGGGAGAUGGGUCAUCAACUGCUGUCACUCAGGUAAACUACACGGUGGAGUGUCUGCGGGACAUCACCGCCCAGAUCGAGCUGAAGGCUUCCAGCCGUACCGCCAUGAUCGCCAGCCUGACCGACGGGUCCACGGAGACGUUCUGGGAGUCCGGCGACGAGGACAGGAACAAGACCAAGUCGCUGACGCUCACGUGCGGCCGGGGCAGCGUCCCGAGGAUGGUCUACAUCCACGUCGACAACACGCGCGAUCUCGCCAACAAGGUGACGAGUGUGAUCUUCAGCGCCGGGGCGGCAAACGAGGAUCUCGGCAAGAUCAAGGUGGUUGAGCUGGAACCUCGACAUGUAGGUUGGGUCCACUGCCACCUCCCUGGGCCUUACUGCAGGGUGGUCAAGAUCGAGCUGAAGGGGCCUGACAACAGUCUGAGAGUCAGGCAGAUUAAGGUUCUCGGGGAAGAUGUUGGAAAGGCCAUCGCGGAGUCGAACCAGCUUGCUCCGGUCGUGAUCCAACAGAAGAACUGCGAGGCCGAGACGCUGAGAGUCUUCCGGCUGCUGACCAAGCAGGUUUUCGGGAAGCUGAUUUCCAGCGAGGACCGUCUGGUGGAACCGGACGGAGGAAAGGAGGCGGGUUCGGAGGCGGAUGAGAAGGGAGAGUCAGACCUGCGGGAACACAUGGUCGGGAUUCUGUUCAGCAGGAGCAAACUCACCAACCUGCAAAAACAGGUGUGCGCGCACAUCGUCCAGGCGAUCUCCAUGGAAACAGCAAGGGUGCGGGACGAAUGGGAGGCAAACCUAUCGUCGCAGGCUGAAGCUGGCACGCCGACACAAGAGCCUAAACCAGCCGAGCCGCUCACGCUGGGAGACACGUACUGCUUCGAGCUGCUGUCCAUGGUGCUGGCUCUGAGCGGGUCGACCGUGGGGAGGGCGUACCUGGCCCAGCAACUGGGGCUCAUGAAGGAUCUCCUGUCCCUGCUGCACACCGGAACACCCAGGGUACAGAGACAGGUUGCCUCCUUGCUGAGGAGAGUUCUACCCGAAGCCCCCCCACAGCAGUUAGCCAACAUCCUGGGCAUCGCGUCUCUCCCCCCCACCGACAUCAGUGUCCUUACCCAGGCCAGCUACAAGCCGGAGAAUGUGCAGAAGGACACGCAGGGCAUCCUGGAUGUGUUCCUGGGCUGCAUCACCAAGGCUCUGUCCGUGCAGGUCAAGGUCAAAGGGGGAGGGGGGCUGGUGGAGAAGGCAGCGAGCAAGGGCGUCAACUCCAUCUCGCUGGCCACUGCUCUCAACUCAAGAGUGAAGAACAGCAGCAGCCGGUGGUGGCUGAGAGGUUCCGUCCCCAGCGACAUCGCACAGCUCAUCAUCAGACUUGUCAAGGACAUGUCCAUGGGUAAGUUGUCUGAGGAGUGGGCCAGAGUGACGAAGAGCGCUGUUGCAGAGAGCAUCAUGACCCUGACUAAGAUGGAGGAGGAACAGAGACAACCCCAGGAGUGUCUCUACACAGCAACUCUGUGGCUGGCUCUCGCCUCCCUGUGUGUGCUGGACCAGGACCAUGUGGAGAGGCUGUCGUCAGGACAGUGGGUGGGCACAGACGGCCAGCCCAAACAGAAGCCGACCUGUGACAACCAUGAUGACGGGGAGACACUGGCCAUCAUCCUGUGCAGUGACUGCGGGAACCUGUGUGCGGAGUGUGACAGGUACCUCCAUCUACACAGGAAAACCAGGCAGCACCAGAGACAGGUGUUUAAGGAAGAGGAGGAGUCCAUCAAGGUGGACCUGCACGAGGGCUGUGGUCGCACCAAACUGUUCUGGGUCAUGGCUCUGGCCGACAGCAAGACUCUCAAGGCCAUGGUGGAGUUCAGGGAGAGGAACGGAGGUAAGAUGACGUCGAGUGCCUCAGCGGGAACCUGCAGGUUCUGUGGAGCCAGCAGUAACACCGGACUGCUGGCCAUUGGGAACGUGUGUGCAGACCCAGAGUGCCAGGAGCAUGCCAGAAAUGCCUGCACCCGGACCCUACCAUGUGGGCACCCGUGCGGGGGUGUGAAGGAUGAGGUUUCCUGCCUGCCGUGCCUGCAUGGCUGUAAGGGAGCGGACGGGGUGACUCUGAAACAGGACGCUGACGACAUGUGUAUGGUGUGUUUCACCGAGGCUCUGUCUGCUGCUCCGGCCAUACAGCUGAUCUGUGGGCACGUGUUUCACCAGCACUGCUGCAGGAAUGUUCUGGAGAGGAAGUGGGUCGGACCUCGCAUCUCCUUCGGUUUCUCCCUCUGUCCCAUCUGUAAGUGUGAGAUUGACCACCCGACCCUGAAGGACCUCCUGGCGCCAAUCCGGGCUCUUUACGACGAUGUGAAGAGAAAAGCUCUGAUGAGGCUGGAGUACGAAGGGCUGAGCCAGUGCGAGGCCAUCACCACGCCCGGAGCAAGGUUCUACAACGACACGGCCGGAUACGCCAUGAACAGAUACGCCUACUACGUCUGCUACAAGUGCAACAAGGCGUAUUACGGGGGAGAGGCGCGGUGCGACCAGGAGGCUGGGGUGGGUGAGGACUACGAUCCCGCAGAGCUGGUGUGUGGAGCAUGCUCAGACGUCUCCAGAGCACAGGUCCACCCUGAAGCUGUGUGGCCAGUGCAAGCUGACCCGGUACUGCAGCCGAGACUGUCAGAAACAACACUGGUCUGUCGGACACAAGAAGAGCUGCGGACAAGACACGUGCCCUGUCAGUGA